ACCACUUGAAGCGCAACCACCAACAACAAUGGAGCCCCAAGACCAGUACAUCGGGUUGGCCACACCUUCACUGCAACCAGACACUGCUGGUGUCCACCAUCGCCGCACUGACUUCCCCAUCCAAACGGACCCGCUGCAAGAUGACAAGGCUUCGGAGAUCAAGCUGCUCAGUACGGCUCGUCCUCACAUGCGAGCCUUCCACUACGCCUGGUUAUCUUUCUUCUUCGCUUUCUUCGGCUGGUUCUCCAUUCCUCCUCUGAUGCCCACUAUAAAGAAACAACUCGGACUAACUGCCGACCAAGUUUCCAACUCCAACAUUGUGUCGGUGGCAAGCACCAUUCUAGGACGAGCUGUCGGAGGUCCAAUGUGCGACCGCUACGGCUCUCGAACGGUACAGGCAGUGUUGUUGGUUGUCGGAGCUAUCCCGGUGGCUUCCGCUUCACUCGUGACGAGUUACACUGGCCUCAUGUUCGCUCGGUUCUUUAUCGGUCUCGUCGGCUGCUCCUUUAUUGCUACAACAUACUGGACCUCCACUAUGUUUACUAAAGAAGUCGUGGGUAGUGCUAACGCCCUCGCUGCUGGAUGGGGAAAUCUGGGUGCUGGGGCUACCACCUUGAUCACACCUCAGCUUUUCAGCCUGGUCACAACGGGUGGAGCUCUAUCCGACAACAUGGGCUGGCGCGUCGCUCUCCUUUUCCCGGCAAUCUUUAUGGUAAUCGUUGGUGUUGCUCUCUACUUUAAUUCAGAUGACUGUCCACAGGGACAAUACAAGGAUAUCCGUAAAAACUUCUCACUCAACACGGCAGCGACGAAACCUGCUAUUGACAUGAAGCAGGGUCUACUCCGUGUAGCCAAGAUGCCGGUCACCUGGAUCCUGGCUUUCCACUAUGCGUGUUCCUUCGGUGUCGAACUUCAGGUACACAACGUGCUUACUGAGUACUACUAUGAGGACUUUACGCACCCGAACUGCGACCCUGAGACCGAUAUGAACGAGUGCCGUCGUCUGACCCAAAGUCGUGCCACACUCAUCUCGUCACUCUUUGGCUUGAUGUGCAUCUUCGCGCGCGCACUGGGCGGGUAUCUCUCGGACGUGGCAAACCGUCGCUGCGGGAUGAAAGGCCGAAUCGGAGUGCAGUUUAUCUCCUUUGUCGGCCAGGCAGUCUUCUUGUACUUGUUCAGCACAACGAAGGGUCUUUCGACAAGCAUUCCUCUCUUGGUCUUCUUCGGCAUCUUCGUGCAGGCAUGCACCGGCAGCACAUACGGUAUCGUACCAUACGUCUUGCCUGCCUUCACGGGCGCCACAUCAGGUAUUGUUGGUGCGGGAGGCAACAUCGGCGCUUUGUGUUGGAGUUUGAUGUUCAAGGGGAUCGGCAACCGCGGGACGUCCUUCAAAUACUUGAGUAUCUUUGUUGCCGCAGCAGCGUUAACCACUUUCGGCAUCAAGGUACCCGGCAAUGCAGCUCUCUGGGAGAAAGAUGACUCGGUCCAUGGAGGAUUAGCACCCACGGAGGUCGGCGAUGACAGCGUCCACAACAACAAGCAAGUAGUAUAAGGUAUCUCCAGUUGAUGUUAUUCUCUUCACGCCGUCUGAUUGGUUUAUGCGAAACACAACAUUAUUCUUCAGUUGGUACAAUAUUUGUCAACCUU
Phytophthora infestans T30-4 is the source of this 1647-nucleotide messenger RNA. RefSeq names its product sporangia induced Major Facilitator Superfamily (MFS). Gene Ontology annotation, biological process: transmembrane transport. The record is from RefSeq and is a predicted model, not a curated record. The transcript has a single exon. NCBI's taxonomy places the organism in Eukaryota, Oomycota, Peronosporomycetes, Peronosporales, Peronosporaceae. Gene Ontology annotation, molecular function: nitrate transmembrane transporter activity. The coding region runs from base 29 to 1552 and encodes 507 amino acids.